This is a messenger RNA of Procambarus clarkii (red swamp crayfish), 4957 nucleotides long. RefSeq names its product exportin-T. Gene Ontology annotation, molecular function: tRNA binding; small GTPase binding. The record is from RefSeq and is a predicted model, not a curated record. Gene Ontology annotation, cellular component: cytoplasm; nuclear matrix; nuclear pore. Lineage: Eukaryota; Metazoa; Arthropoda; Malacostraca; Decapoda; Cambaridae. Gene Ontology annotation, biological process: tRNA re-export from nucleus.
AUUUCAUAAUGCAAAUAGUAGAGUACAUUGUUGGAACCCAAGUGACAACAUGGAAAAGCUGUGGCUCCUCGUGUGGACGUUAAGCCUACAAUGAUGACACCUUGACACGCCUCUGCACGCACCACUCCCACCUUCACUAGACUGAUGUUAUAAGAAGUUGUGAGAAGGUUCAUGAGGCGGCGGCUCAUUUGAAAAAGCACUUGUGCUGGCCUUCCAAGGAUGAUGGAUGCCCAGAUGCUGCAAGGCCUUUGGGCUCCAGAUAACCAACAGCAACACACACGGGCACUUGAAUAUCUGCAACAAUUACGUGAGAGUCCGGAUGGUUGGCAGCUGUGUGGGGCAACUCUCACCUCUGGUGGCCCGCCACUUGAUGAAAAAGUGAAGUUUGUGUGUUUGCAGGUUUUAGAGCAUUAUGCUCGGACCAUGUACAUGAGUUCUAAUCCUGAGGAGCAGACACGCUUCAGACAGUAUCUCUCACAGUGGAUGACAGCUCUCUGCAUGAAUAAUGAAGCUGAGAAAGUUUUUAUUCAGAACAAGACAGCUCAGUUAUUGUCGCUGGUGUUUAUUGUGGAUUACCCGUCUCGCUGGCCUUCAUUCAUGGCUGACCUCCUAUCAAUGCUUCAAAUGGGACCUCAUGCUGUUGAUAUUUUUCUACGAAUACUUCUUGCUAUUGAUGCCGAGGUUGUGGACCGAGAAAUAAUACACAGUCAGGCAGAAAGUGAUCGCAACAGUAGGAUUAAGGAUACCAUGAGAGAACAUUGUGUGGUAGAUUUGACAAAUUCCUGGUAUGACAUACUGGUAAAGUAUGACAAAUCCCAUCCUGAGCUAGUGUGCCAUUGUCAUGAUGUUAUUGGUGCCUACAUCUCCUGGAUUGAUAUUUCCCUUAUUGCUAAUGACAGAUUUGUAUGUAAAAUGGUGGACCACUUAAAGGAGCCUUUACUGCGAGAAGCUGCUGCUGACUGUAUACAUGAAAUCAUCACUAAAGGCAUGGAUCCUGUCACCAAAACCCAACUUAUUGAGUCCUUUGUCACAGUACUGGAUCAAGCAGGUGUUUUAAAGCCCGUAGAUGAUGAUGAUUCUGACUUCCUUGUGAAGCUAGCUCGUCUGAUUAAUGGAAUUGGAGUUCAGCUCAUUCUUUCAUGGCAGAAAUUAGAUAAAAAAGAGAGUAGUAAGAGAGAAAUGGUUCGACAAGCUGUGGAGAACAAGGUCACUCUGCUGCUGACAUUUAUGGCUAGCGAAUAUGAUGACAUAUCUGCAGCAGUCUUUGAUUUUGCUCGGGACUACAUCCAGUUAAUUAAGCAAGCUGGGCAGAUCUCCAAUGUGGAACGUGGUCUUCUUGAAAAUAUGUUGUAUGUUGUCAUCACAAAAACAAAAUAUGAUGAAUCUUACAACUUUGAGCAGGCAGGAGAAGAUGAAGCUAUGUUUGAUGACUACAGAAAAAAACUUAAAGUUGUGUUUGAUAAUCUAGCAGCUCUUAUACCGGAACUUGUCUUAAAAGUAAGCAAGGAAUAUGUUGUGACAACUUUAAAUCGGUGGCAGGCAUCGUCAUAUGAGGAUGUUGAAGCAGCUGUAUCACUGCUGUACAAUCUUGGUGAAGCUUUGCCUGCUUCUCAUGGAAACCACUUCUCUGGGCCCAGCCAGGUGGGUGACCCAGCUGCUCUUCAGGAACAUAUGUCACAGGUAAAAACAUCUACAAUGCAGGAAAUGAUGCGCUUGCUGAUAACCUCAGGUGUAUCAGGUCAUAGCCACCCAGCUGUCUCGCUCCAGUUUUUUGAGUGUGUGGCACGAUAUGAGAAGUUCUUCUCGUGUGAACCCCAGUAUAUUCCAGGCAUUUUGGCGGCUUUUCUCGAUUCCCGUGGCAUGAGAAAUCGAACUCCAAGGGUACGUAGUAGAACGAGUUAUUUGUUCUCUCGCAUAGUACGUUGCCUCAAAACCCAUAUUCUUGGUUACACGGAAGACAUUCUAAGUCAGCUUACAGACCUGCUGGUCAUGGCCCCCCCCGACAAUGGCCAAAUUACACCCCUUCUGACAAAUGAUGAUCAAUUGUAUGUGUUUGAAGCAGCUGCAAUGCUUAUCAUUUCUGGUAAUACUGAAGCACAGCGUAAAGAAAUCUUGAUGAGGAACAUUCUGUCACCAGUGUUUGGUAAAGUCAGCUGCCUGGCAGAGAGACUAGCUCAAGAACAAGAUCCUGUCAGACAGAUGAACAUUGCAAAGAGCAUCUGUCAUGCAACAUCAGUCACAGCACGUACUUCAAAGGCAUUUUCCAAUCAAAACACCAUUCAAGCAUGCGGUUGUGUGCAGCUGUACUUGGAUGCUUUGCAACUAUUCAUUAACUGUCUCAAUGUUGGUGUGGAGAGAGAAAUGGUGGGGUCCGGUGUACGACAACUGAUGCACAGACUGGUAGUGUGUCUGGAUGGUGGGAGCUUGUUGCCUCUGCUUCCACCUGCUUCUCAAGCUCUUCUUCAUACACCUUCACCAACUGUCCUUACAGAGUACCUUCCUCUCAUCAAUCAGAUCAUCACCAAAUUUCAGAAAGAUAUCAGUCCGUUUUUGGGAAGCAUAUUUGUUCCUCUGGUGUGUGCCAUGUUCACAGCACUCUCAGAACCUGUGGAGGACAAUGAUGAGGAAGAGAAGAGGACAAGAAGACUUCUUCAACGCAACUAUUAUCUCUUCCUAACAACUAUUGUGUCAAAUAAUCUCUUGGAUGUCAUGGCUUCUCUAGACUCUAAUAUUUUACACCAGGUCUUGAUGUCAGUAGUUCAAGGUGCAGUGGAGUUUCCUGACCCAGUAGCUCAAAAGAAUUGUUUUGUUAUCUUAAGACGUCUGACAGAAACAUGGGGUGUUAAAGAUGUGGGUCCUCCUGGCUUUGUUGAAUUUUUGUAUACACAGGUUGUUCCAGCAUGCUUCUUGGCCCCACUGAAAACUACAUUUGAUUUGAAUGAUGCACAGACUAUCUUGGCUCUACACGAGUCAGUGAUGUGCCUGCAAUGUGUGUACAAGAAAAGAGGUGAAGAAUUGCUUUCAUAUUUGCGCUCGGAAUAUUUACCAAAAAUGGAACUAUCGCCAGAACUCAUUAAUGAGUAUUGUCAGGCCCUCAUAUCCGAUGCAAAAUUCUUCAGAAAUUAUAGCAAGUUAUUUUUUCAGCGAGCAAAGUCAUGAAAUGGGGAUAUUAACUUAAAUUUUGUCAAGUGUGUAAUUUUGUUUUGGUAUUUAAAAUUGUGUAUUGGUCAGAUUUGUACUGUAAAUUGUAUGCACAAUAUUGUUAAUAGAAAAUGUUAAUGCUAAAAUGAUACCUCUCUAGUCAUAUCUGCUGAAACCCAGUAGUGGAUGACUAUUAUGUCCUAAAUGACUGAAAGCAUUGGUGGUUUUUAAUUUGUAUGGAAACGGUUUUCUCAAAUUUCCCGAUUAAAUAUAAAGAGCUACAGUGCCAUGUUCACCCACUUUAAUACAUGUAACAUUUCUAUUCAGAAUGUUUCUUAAAAUUGCUUAUUAACUUACAGCGAGUCUACAUAUAUUAUGUAGUUCUGGAAAAUAAAUUAUUCUAUGAUAAUUAAUUAUAUACCAUUUUCUACUAUCCUGACCUUGACCUUACUGCUCUAUACAUUGAACCACCACUGGGAUAUUACACAGCUUUGUUAUACUCGUAUGAUAUUACGAAACCUUUUAGCACUCUUUUUCUGCACAGAAAACCAACCUCCCCAUUUUCUAGUAGCUGUGCAUCCAUCUGAAAUUGUUUCCAGACACAGAUUGAGGGUUUUGAAAUUUGCCAUUAGGCUCUUAGUCUCGUUUAGGCAUUGCUAAUAAUGUGUUAAUUUUCUUGAAAUUAUUCAUUGAUAUAUUAAAAAUGCAAAGUCACUUGUACUGAUUAGGUUUAAUUUUUAUUACACAUUUAUAUUUUGUCUCUGGAGACAAAUUGAAAAUUAUGUAAAAGCUUGUUGAAAGUUUUCAGAAAAGCUAACCUUGUGGCGAGGAAGGUCACAAGCAUCAUUACUAUAUGUACGAGAAUAUCGGCUUGCUUUUAUACUGUAUUAUAAACUAUUGCUAAUAAAGAAAAGUGAACACAUGGCAAAUUUGUUUACACUCAAGACCAAAAGCUCAGUCAUAAGGGAUGUGUUUAACUGUGAUAGGCAGAUAUGAUUAGACUGCUCAAAGGUCUGAGAAUGACUCAUAGCUCAUAUUUAUUUGAAAUAUUAUAAAGUAAUUUAAAUCUAUAUUUAUGAUUUAGAGGCUAUAUAACUGGAGUAAAUUUAUGGGCGCUUUUUCCUGGCUGUCGAGACUUCUGUACAUGUAAAUUUUAUUGCAUGAAUAAUUGCUUAACAUUCUGCAUUUUCCUUUUCUUCAUUUUGUCAUCAGAUCAUUGCUCAUUAAUGUAUUGUCCAUUCCAUCAUACAUAAUAUGUAAAACAUUUCCAAGAAUACCAAAUCACUUGCAUGUUAAAUUUUGUCUUGUACAUUAAAACAUGUUACAAUACUGUAUUAAGUUUUAGUGCAAUGUAUUGAAGCAUUGCUUAACCACCACAUGUAUCAUCUGGUACGAACUAACAGCAGACGUAUUCCUUCAUAUGUAUAUUUUUCACGAGGAGCCAUGUCAUUUUUCUGUACAAUCUUACAUUCCUCCAGGCUUGGCUUUCUUUUCAUUGCAAUCAAGAUGGUGUUUUUAUAAGUGCCUUAUGUUUGUGGGGAAAUUAUAUUACUCUGAUUAAGAAUAAAUGCUGCAAUCACAAUGGACUCCGUCAUAAUUGCUAUCACAAUUACUGCAUCAUUUAGCCUUUGCUUACAUGUUUUUCCUGAAAAAAACUAGAUACACAUUCACAAUUACUGAUAUAUUCUCGGGUGAAGCAUUUGUUUAAAAAGUGCUUUGAAUUAGGUUUAUACAAUGUGAUUGUCCAAUAUUGGUCAAGGUAUAUAUUUAUCAAACUUCAUCUGGAAAUGUUUUAUAAAAUAAAAUAUGAUUUAAC